UGAAAUGCAAGCUGAAGAAGUGGCGAGCGGUCUCUUUACUCCAGAAAAUAUAAAAUGUGUUGAGAUCAACAAUUUUGCCUCCACCCCAAAGCAUGAAAAGAACUUUGUGAACGGUUUACAAAACGCUCGGCAACUGCUAGAAGGACUGCAACGGAGCCUCGCCAAAACCAGCAAGUAUGAAGAUCAGAUGUUGCGAUGCAAGUCCACUCAUGCGCAUUCCCACGCUUACUGGUGGGACAGCGACUUCUCGGAGAAGGAGCCCAAGAGUUCCAAAACAGGCAAGAAGAUAAAACCAAGAAGUCACGUCAACUUAGCAGAACCUUGGUCUACCACUAGCAUCGUUUGUCUUCAGUACCAGUACGAAGAGUUAUCAAAGCGCUACGAGUCCUUACUCCAAUCCUACCACGAUCGAUGCGCGGCGGUCGGUGAGCGGGAUGAAGCCCUGGGCCGCCUGCGCCGCCGUGUCAGAGAUGCUUACGCGCAUCUAACUCAGGCACAUCGCACGCUCAUCGCUGUGGGGGACAAGUAUUUGGAUCUAAGCCGAAGGAAGCGGACGCAAAAGAACAAAUACGAACUGAAGAUCAAGCACCUGAAAGCGACAGUACGAGGCGUGAUGGCCAUGUGCGAGCACUCCAGGCUUCAGCUCGACACCACCAUCGCUCGAUACCUGGAGACCGAGGGAGAGGCUCCUAAUGCCCAGUUGCUGGCCGAAAUAAGAAAAUGCAAUCUUCUCUUCUUGGAAAACUUGAGACUCAAAGCCCAGAUAGAAAAGUUGUCACCAGGCGAAGCUUUUUCGAAAUAACUUUAGA
This is a messenger RNA of Ostrinia furnacalis (Asian corn borer), 809 nucleotides long. RefSeq lists its product as uncharacterized. The transcript has 7 exons. Lineage: Eukaryota; Metazoa; Arthropoda; Insecta; Lepidoptera; Crambidae. The record is from RefSeq and is a predicted model, not a curated record. Bases 5 to 802 code for a protein of 265 amino acids.